UCCACAGCUUAUUCCAGUGACAACAUUUGGCCUGGGUGUCUGGCAAACGAAACGUAAAGCAUGGAAGGAGCAACUUAUCAAGGAUAUUGAAACCCUAACAAAAAUGCCACCAGUAGAUCUGCCCGAUGAUUUAAAUGCCCUCAAAGAUAUGGAAUAUCGUGCCGUCAAAGUUAAGGGUCGUUUUUUGCACGACAAAGAAUUGGUAAUGGGUCCACGUGGCUUUAUACGUCCAGAUGGUGCCGAAACUCAGGGUGGUUUAUUUUCUCAACGUGACACUGGAAAUGGUUAUUGGAUUAUAACACCAUUUCAAUUGAGUGAUCGAGAUGACAUCAUUUUAAUAAAUCGGGGCUGGGUGUCGAGAAAAAAUCUGAAACCAGAGACACGUACAGCUGGUCAAAUCCCCAAUGAAGUAGAGUUAACCUGUGUUGUGCGUAAGGGAGAAAAGAGGCCUCAAUUUACACCAGAUCACAAAGGAGAUGUAUUUUUAUAUAGAGAUUUACCAAAAAUGUGCGAAGCCACUGGGGCUCAACCAGUAUUUCUUGAUGCCACGUAUCAAUCAUCAACACCCGGUGGACCCAUUGGUGGACAAACUCGUAUAACUUUACGAAAUGAUCAUCUUUCAUAUCUUAUUACGUGGUACAGUUUAUCAUUGGCUACUGCUUUCUUGUGGUAUCGUACGGUAUUGAAACGUAAACCAUUUUGA
Molecule: messenger RNA, 703 nt
Organism: Musca vetustissima
Lineage: Eukaryota; Metazoa; Arthropoda; Insecta; Diptera; Muscidae
Gene: Surf1
Product: SURF1-like protein
Exons: 4
Coding region: 104-703 (199 amino acids)
Biological process (GO): mitochondrial respiratory chain complex IV assembly
Cellular component (GO): mitochondrion; membrane
Source: RefSeq, a predicted model, not a curated record